CAGCCAGUGAAAACUGUGCAAACCUCAGGAGUAGAAACCAAAGUGAAUCAAGUUAUGAUAUUAAAUGAAGGCUGUGUGGGAGCGCUGAGUAAACAAGUGCUGCUGUGGGGCUAAUUUGGCGCUAACUGCUUUAUGUUUAAAUUAACAGGGUGAUUCUCUUCAGUAUUACUGGUCAACAACUGCACAUAAUCCCUACUGUGACUGUGUGUGUGUAAUCAGUUACAAAACUAAAGCAGCUCAUGUUACAUGUGCUAAUGUGUUGUUGGCUGAGGCUCAGGAGGUUACAGAGCAGAUCACUUUCUAGUCUCCCCGUCUAAAUGAAAGCGUUGUGUAAAAAACACCAGUCUGUUGUCCUUUUACUGUCUGACAUGUUGUACAGGGUGUCAUCUGAUUUCAAAAGGCUGUAUUUUUCUACAGUAAUGAACAAAGUAGCUUAGGGGUAGCCCCUUUGACUGCCUGCUCAACCAUUUGGUUUAGCAUAUUUUGAGAGACUAUAUAUAAUGAACUGGAGUACUUAGCUUAACUCAACCUUAUUGAGCCAUCUCUACCACUUGGUUGAGUUAUGUUAUCCUAAAAAAAAAACACUAGAUGGCACUGUGUCAGGAUAUGGCAGGCCUCAUCUGCCACCCUCCAACCAGGAAAUCAAAAAGCAAAAAAUCACUCUGGACACAUGGACUGUUUUGGCUAAAAAUUUUAAAGAUGGAUUGCAAAUCCUUUUAUGGAGCAAGACAACGCACCUACCUGGCCCUUGUACCUGAAAAUUCUCAGGACUCCGAUGGUGAACUGAGUGAUGAUGACCCAAUAGAGGAUCCAGAUUUUCAACCCAAUUUUGCAGAUGAUAGUGAUGAAAGCUGCUUUGAUGUUUCCCUGGAUGAAGAUGCUCCUUCAAAAAGUAGAUCUAAUAAACUUUCGCGUAAAAUGAGCAAAAAAGGGAAAACUAUCCUAAAAACAGUUCCCUUGGAUGAAGCAGAGGAUACAUUAGACCCAUCUUCCUCUUUAGUCCCAAAAAAAGACACAAGAAGAAUCUGGAAGCAUGAGGACAUUGAAGAAUUUCAAGUUCCAGAUGCAAGUUUCGAAACCCCUGACGCCCUACAGUCCCCAUUCCAGUACUUCAAAAUGCUCUUCACUGAUGAAAUGAUUGAUCAUAUUGCCUAUCAUACCAAUCUGUAUUCUGCUCAAGAGGCGAAAGUUAUGAUCCCAUGCCCAUCACUCAUCCCUGCAUACAAUGAGCAUAUGGGAGGGAUAGAUCUCUCUGACAUGCUGGUACACCUGUACAAGACCCCAGCCAAGUCUACAAGAUGGUACCUGCCACUCUUUGGUUACAUGCUUGAUCUGUCCAUUGCAAAUUCCUGGCUGGUCUACAAGAGGGAAUGUGGACAACUAAACCAGAAACCAAUCACACUCAAAAGAUUCCGCCUGGCAGUUGUGCAUAGCUUGAAACAAGUCAACAAGCCAGCAACCAAAGUUGGCCGACCAUCAUCCAGCUCUCCACCACCACCAAAGAAACGAUACACCCCAAGACCCUCACAACCACAGCCAGAUGUGCGAUAUGACUGCUUUGGGCAUUGGCCACUUCACUGUGACAAGCGAGGCCGAUGCAAUUACUGUCCAAAGGGCGUCUCAAGAUGGAAAUGCCAAAAAUGCAAUGUUUUCUUGUGCUUUAAUGCCAGUCAGGAAUGCUUUGCAGUGUACCACCAGAAGAUCUAAUCAUCAAGGGGUAUUGGUGAAGUUGCAUGAACGGCAAAAGAAAAGAGCCAGAACUGUUUCAGUGUGUUCUCAAAUUUUUCAGUGCAAAAUGGCAAUGGUAUAUAAUAUACCACCAGAAUUUUCUGGAAAAUAAAAUAAAAAAUGUUAGUGCUGUUCCAACACUACAGUGAAAAGUUUAUGUUAACAACAGGUCAAAAGUGAAUUUGUAUGUUUAUGAAUUUUCGGUAAUUGCAGAUCAAGUUUUUGAUCAAAUUUACAAUAUUUUUGUGUUUUAUACAUUUUGUGGUUUGUUAUUAUAACGCCCACUGUUGAAAUGGAAUCCAACAAUGUUUGAUGUUUUACUACCACAAUAAAGUGGGUCAAACACAAAAUUGGGUAGUUAUUGUUUUGCAAAAUGAGUAUAACCUUUACUUUUUUCUACUAGUUAUGUCUGUAGAACUUUAUGUAGUUGUACCAUAGAGAGACAUCUCAACCGUUUGGUAGAGGGUAAUAUUUAAAAAACUAUAAGGUGUGUAUAAAUUUUUUUCUUUUUGAUUGUGAUCAUUAUUGACCUAAAGGAAUAGAAAAUAUGGACAAAUAAUUUUUUCAUUGUAUUUUUCUUGGUGAGGCAGUCAAAGGGUUAAAUUAACAGGGUGAUUCUCUUCAGUAUUAAUGGUCAACAACUGCACAUGAUCCCUACUGUGACUGUGUGUGUGUAAUCAGUUACAAAACUAAAGCAGCUCAUGUUACAUGUGCUAAUGUGUUGUUGGUUGAGGCUCAGGAGGUUACAGAGCAGAUCACUGUCUAGUCUCCCCGUCUAAAUGAAAGUGUUGUGUAAAAAAACACCAGUCUGUUAU
Oreochromis niloticus (Nile tilapia) is the source of this 2543-nucleotide messenger RNA. RefSeq lists its product as uncharacterized. Bases 589 to 1707 code for a protein of 372 amino acids. The record is from RefSeq and is a predicted model, not a curated record. NCBI's taxonomy places the organism in Eukaryota, Metazoa, Chordata, Actinopteri, Cichliformes, Cichlidae. The transcript is spliced from 2 exons.